AUGAAAAUUUAAUCUUAAAUUCCUGAAAAAGAAUUAUUAUUGCUUUGCCAAGAAUAUAUAAAAAGAAUAUGGAUGAUAGAAAAAGAUGAAAGUGUGAGAGCGUUACUAAAAAAUAAAGAGAUGAUAGAAAUGUAAAAGAUAUUGUUUUCUCAUGAUCUAAAAACCUUAUCUGCUAGUAUUAAAGAUGAGAUGAAUUAAAGAUUGAAGGAAAUGGAUGAAAUUGAAUAAGCAAUUCGCUUUGAAAGUAAUUAAUCCAAUAGAAUUACAUUGUAGAAACAGUUAACAAGUCAAUAUGAGGAAUUUGAGGAAUUUCUUGAUAAUAUUUCUGAAAUGUCUUAAUAAUUGGAUAUUACUUUAAUCUUUUUAAAAGAGCUAUAAAAAAAUGUAAAAUAAAUAAAAAAGAAAAUAGAUGAUCUUUAAGAAUCAAUAAAUGAGAUUGGAAAUGAUGUAAGAAAAUUACGAGGAAAAAAAUAUGAAGAGCUAUUAUAAAUUAGAAAAGAAAAGGUAUUAUAAUAAGCCUAUAUCUUGGAACUUGAUUCUGUGUAUAUUCCAUUAAAAACUUAGGAAGUCAAUCCUGUUACAGGUUAAGUUUAAAAUACUAUUUCAGGUUCAUAGUUUUCUGAGUUGCUUGUUGAAGAUGUCAAAUAAAACAAUAAAGAAGAAAGGGAAGGUGAAGUUAAUUAAUUUAUUUAUGAAGAAGAGAAUAAAGAUGUAAUGUUGAUUAAAGGUCUUGCUGGCUCAGGAAAAAGCAGAGCAGCUAGAAAGAUAGAAGAGUAUCUUUGGAAAUAAAACUUAGACUAAAACGAUUGGGUUCCUAUCUAUAUUUCAUUGCCUUAAUUAAAAAAUCCAAAGUUUAAUUUAGUAGAUCAAGCACUUGAAUCUGAAAAUUAUGGGUUUGAUAAGUUACAAUUGAAAGAUUUCAAAGAAGCAAUUUAGAACAAUAAAAUUCAAAUCGUAAUGAUACUUGAUAGUUAUGACGAAAUGAAAUAAGAUUGUAUUUAAUCAAAUUUAAUAUUAACAAAUAGACUAAUAUAAGAACUUGAUCUUCAUUAAAUAAAUUAAAGAAGAAAAGUAAAAUUUAUAAUAACAACCCGAAAAGAAAUAUUGACAAGUUUAGGAUAUUAGACAUGGUUUUAUGGAGAAAGUCUUAUGACAUUCAAAGAAGUUGAAAUCAUGAAUUUUGAUAAGUAAUAAAGUGAAUGUUAUCUCAACCAUUAUGUUAAAUUAAGUAUUAAAAGAAGAAUUAAAUCAUAAUAUGAUUUUGUCAAGUAAGUUAAAUAAUAACAAUAAAAUGUUCAAGAAUUUUUAGAGAUUUGGAAUAAGAUUUUAAAUAAAUUGGGAUAUUAAGAUAUGGAAAAUUGUGAAAAUUCUGAUAAGUUACUAUUAGAUGAAUAAAUUGAGAAUAUUUUGGAAGUAAUAAGAAAAUAGCCUACAUUUCAAUAUGUAUAAUAAAAUUAGCUAAUUAUUUUAAAAAAAGAACUUAAAGAAUUAUGGAGCGCAAAGUUAUUUAAUAAAACUAUCGAGAAUCUAAACAUUUAUCAUUUCUUAUAAACUCCAUUUAUGCUAGAAAUAGUAGUUUAAACUCUGCCAAGUCUUUCAAAAAAAUACAAAGGAUCUAAUGAUGUUAAGGAAAUGUUUCAAAAUAACUUCCUUCUAUUGAAAAAUAAAGAAAAUUUAUCAAAAAGACUAUUGUUAUAAUUCUCAUAUUAAGAAUAAAAAAAUGAGCAGGCUAUCAAAGAGGAAACAAAAAUUUAGGAAAAGCAGAAUGAACAAGAUUAAGAGUAUCAAUAAGAUUUAAAAUGUCUAAAAAUCAUCCUUGAAAAAUUGGAAAGCUAGAGAUUUUUUGAAAAUUAUUCAAUAACUGACAUUUCUUUGUUAAACAAUUAAUUAGCAGAUAUAAGUAAUGAUGAUUUAAAGGUUGUGAUUUCAGCAUUUAAAAUGAAGAUAUUUACAAUUUAUGAAUUCUAUUAAAAUUUUAUAGAGUUUUAUCAUGAAUAAUAAAUCUAGAAACUUAGACAAUUAGGGAAAGUUGAAAAUGUAGAUAGUUUUACAAUAGAUCUAGUAUAAUUUUCAGAAUCAUUAGCAAUAGAAAUGACUAUUAAUUAAAUAACAUAAGUCAAUUAUGAGUAAAAAGGAAAAUUACAAAUGAAAAAUCAUUAUUUUGAUUAAAAAGAUAAAGACAAAUGGAAAAUGCAAUAUUUUGAUGAUUUGGAAGAUGAAUAUAGAAAACUUGUUAGAAGCUCUGCAUUGAUUAAUAUGAAGGGGAAAAACUAUUCUUUUAAUCAUAAAUCUUUAUAAGAAUUUUAUGUUGCACAACACAUCAAUAAUUUAAUUGAUAAACUUGAAUUGAAAGAUAAUUAACUCACCUAUAAUAGCUAAACCUAUUUAGAAACCUCUGUCUUUAACAAUAAAGACUUUAAUAUCUCACUAGAAAAUUACUCUGGAUCAUUAAGUAUUCUGAAACAAAAACUAAAACUUAAGUAUGAAAAUAUCCGUAAAUUAAUUUCCAUGGUUAAAUUAUCUACAAAUCUGACAUUUGAGGUGGUCUCUUCAAAUAGUUUUUGUAUUCUAAGUCAUUUAUAAGUAUAUCUAGGAGAGUAAGACUUUUCAGGGAUAAAAAUUAAAAAGACCACCCUUAAAGGAUUAUCCUCUCUUAAUAGUAGAUCUUAGAAUUCAAUUUUCGAAGAGGUAAUUAUUGACUCUUGUUUAUUCGACAAAGCUCAUUUGGAGAAGGCUAGAUGGAAGAGUGUGAUAUGCUCUGAAAAACCAUUGUUAUAAGGACAUAAAAGUGGCGUUGUUAUAAUUUAAUAUUCAAAUGAUGGUAAAUUAAUAGCAAGUGCAGACUCUGAAAAAAUUGUAAAGUUUUGGGAUGUGUUAAAUUUUUAGUUAUUGGGAGAAAUAAGCGAAAUAUCUAAUAUAACUAAAUUCUUGGUAUUCUCGGGCGACGACUAACUUGUAUUUAUCUGCAGUGAUAAAAAUAUAAUUGAGAUUUGGUCAAUUACUGAUCUUAAAAGUAUCAAGAAAUCAGAUUAGCAAAUUAUGAGAUAAGAAAAAAUCAUAUAAAUGCAAUUGUCGUUAAAUGAUAAGGAAUUAAUUGUUGUUGAUGAAUUAGGUUUUAUUGAAUUUUGGGAUGUAAAUUUAAUUAAAUCUAAUUUCAAUUAAAAAGAUGGAUUUACCUUAAAAAGCUCUGAAAGCGAGAUAAAAUUCAUUUCAUUUUUCUAGAAUGGUGAAAUGUUGGCUUCAGUAAGCGAAGACAAAAAGGUUACACUUUGGGAUGUAAAAGAACAAAAAGUCUCAACUGAAAUAGAAUUCUCUUUUCAAAUUACAUAUGUAGUAAUGAACUCAACAUUUGAAUUACUCUAUUGUGUUUGCGAUUGUUCAGAUUUUAAAGGUUUAGCUGUAUGGAAUAUUGAAAACAUUAGCCAACCUUAUUUACUUCUAACUUCUACUAAAUAUAGAAUUGAAAAUAUAUUAUUCACCUCAGAUGAUUAAUAAUCAAUAUAUAAAAUUGGAGAUGUAUUAUUAAUUUAAAACAUUAACAACAUAUAUAAAUAAGAAUAAUAAUAUUAAAUUACAGGCUGUUCUUGCAUUGAUUUCUCACCAGAUGAAAAUUUAAUAGCUACUGGUAAUAAAUAAUAAAUAAUACUUUGGGAAUUGUUUACAUAUUCUCCAAUCAUGACUUUUGAGAAUGAUUAUUCAAUAGAGGAGCUUUUAUUCAUUAGCAAUGGAAAAAAAUUACUAAGUGGAGAUUAUUCAAAAAGUUUAAGACUUUGGUCAGUGGAAACAUGCUAAUUAAUUGCAACUUUUGAAAAUUCCUACUCUUAAAAUAUAACCAUAUCAUAAGACUUUGAUAAAGUAGUUUAUUAAAUAUAAGGAGAUAAUCGAUAAUUAGGAAUAAUAAGUUUAAAUAAAAUUUAAUUGAAAACGAUUGAUGAUAUUUCCCUAUAUGGUAGAGUAUUUUCUAUUUCUUAAAAUGAUUAAUUAAUUGUGAAAUCUGGUAGCAGUGAUUUUAUUGUUGAAUUUAUGAAAGGCAAUGGGAAUAUCGAAUUCGAGAAAAAUUAUAAUUAAUUUCAAUUAGGUGCAUUUUCUCAUAAAUCCUCCCUCUUUGCAAGCAUUAGUAAGGAUUCAAAAACUUAAAUUUGGGUUUAAGAAGAAUUAAAAUUUUAUCAAAAGUAUGAAAUUAAAUUGGACUGUAAAAUAUCAUCAAUAGUAUUUUCUUAUGAUGAUAAAUAUUUAGCCUUGGCAUCAAUAAGUGAUAAGUUAAUAAUAAUUUGGGAUUUUGGCUAAAAUUAAUUGUAUUCUUUAAAUGAAUCUAUUAAUGAUUAGAGUCGGUACAAUUAUUUUAGUAUAUCACCAGAAAUCUGCUUUUCUUAUGAUUGUUUAUGGGUUGCAUUCUAUAAUAACGAAGAUAUAAAAAUAUGGAAAUUCAUUUCUGACGAGAGUAUUGUUACUUUUAAAGGAGCUGAUUCAUCAAUAAAAACUAUUGCAUCUUCUCCAAAAUAAAAUAUAUUUGCUACUUCUAGUGAUGAAUUGAAUAUUAAAUUUUGGGAUUUCGAGACAAAUUAAUUAAUAUAUUAAUUUGAGACAGGUGAAUACAUCAGAUCCUUAUGUUUUACAUAUGAUGGAAAAUAUUUAAUUAGUGCAAAAAGCGUUAUGAAAUUAUGGGACAUUUCAAAUUUCCCAUAACUCAAAUUAUUAGCUGCUUAAGAAAGUAAAAACAACGAAGAUGUGCAAAGAAUAGUUUGCUUACAUCAAAUAUAAGGUAUUCUGUAUACUUGCUCUGAGAGGAGUAGAGUGAUUUAAUUUGAUGACUUUAAAUAUAUAGGAGUUUUAGAGAGUUCAGAUAAUUUGCAUGUUCAAACUUAAUUUUCAGCUGAUGAUCAACAUAUCGUUGGUGGAAUAAAAGAAAAAGUAGUAAUGUGGAAAAUAUAAAGCAAUUGUAAAAUUGAAUUCAGUUUUCCACUUCCUGGUACCAUUGAGUCAGUUUAAUAUUGUUAAGAUAAAGAAAGAUUGAUUGUCACUAUUCCUUCUGGGAUAUAUACUUUGAAUAUCAAAUCAAACAAUUUGCUAGAAUUAAUUCCAAAUCUGAAAUCUGCAUUCUAUGCGAAAAUGUUUUUUAAUGAAGGAUAUCUGUAUACAAAAGAAUUAGAAUCAGUAAAAAUUUGGAGGAAUGAUGGAAAUAAUAGGUUCACUUUAAUUGACUAUUACAGUAAAUCAUCCAAUGAACAUAUUGUUUUUUCAAAAGAUGGUAAAUAUUUGGCAAAGGUUUUGGAUAGUUAUAGUCUUUCAAAUUCAAAAGUUUAUGCUGUAACCCUGACUGGCAAAUAAAGAUUUAUUAAUAAUAAAGAUUUAAGUAUAAUUGCGAUAUCGAAUAACUCAUAAUAUAUAAUAUACGGAAAUCAAUAGUUGUCGAAAUUAUCGUAUUUUGAAUCAAAUCUUCUUAUUGAAGAAUUCUCUCACCUAGGAAUUGUUGAAUUUAGCCCAGAUAACUGCAAUAUAGUGUCUCAGAAUAACUAGAUAAUUACAAUAUUCAACAUUAAAUCAAAAUAAAUCAUAGGUUAAGUUUAAACCGAGAAAGAUUAUUAUAGUUCUUUAUAAUUUUCGAAUUAUGGCAAAAUUUUAAUAUUAGUAGGCUAAAAGAUACAUCUUUUUAAUUUAGAAGACAUUCAUAAACCUUAAUCUAUUGGAAUAAUAUAUGGGAAAAUAAACUCAGCUCUUCCUAAAACAUCAUUUAACUAUCUUGCUAACAUUUUUGAUAAAAAUUAAAUCUAAUUCACUGAUAUGAUUAUUAGAAAGUUUAUUAAAUCUAUAGUUGCUUGUGAUGCUUACAGUUUAAAAGAUUUAGUUCUUUUACAAAAUGAAUCAAAAGUAGCUUAUAUAGAGUAUAAAACAUUUAAAGUUAGAGAUUUGAUUGGAUAGUAAAUAGAAAAUAAUUAUCAUGAAAUAAAGGAAGAUUGUGAUUGUAUAGCUAUAUCUAAAGACAGAAAAAAUGUUGUUUUUUCUGCAGGUCCAAAAAUCUAUAUUUAUGAGAAUAAAACACACCAAGAAUUCAAUAAAUUGGAAGAGAAUGUAAAUUUCUUAAAUAUUUCAUUCUCUUAAGAUUCAAAAUUCUUAGCUGGUUGUGGAAAUAAUAAAACCAUUUAUUUUUGGGAUUUUAAGGCAAGAAAAGUAGUAGCUAAAUUCCAAGUUCACUCAGAGAAAGGGAAUGUAGUUUAAAUAUCUUAAGAUAAUUCAACAUUGGCAUCUGGCAGUGAUGACAAAUUGAUAAGAUUAUGGAAUUUAAAUGCCAACUUAAACAAGAUAUAUUAAGAUGGACAUGAGAAGGAAAUUACAAAUAUAGUGUUCUCAGCAGAUAGUUUGGUGUUAUAUUCUGGAAGCUUAGAUAAAACUCUUAAAUUAUGGGAUAUGGAGCAUAAGAAUUUAUUAAUUUCAAAGACGUUUGAUUAUAACAUACAUUCCUUUUCAGUUACUCGUAAUUAAGAAUGUCUUCUCAUAACACAAGGAGGAGAAAUACAAUAAUGGAAUAUUUAAUAUAAUUAAGCGUUAUAAAAGUCUAAAUUCUAAUUCAUCCCUUGUGGAUGCUACUCCUAUAAUUUUAUAAUAAAAAGCGCUCUGUUAAAAUUCUAAUUAUUCUCAAACGAUAACCUAUUCAUUACUUUAUCCUUGAACUCAUUUAAAGAGAUAGAUCAAAAGUAUUAUUAUUUGUCUUUUGUAGAAAUCUGGAAAAGAGAUCAUUAAAUUGAAGAGUCUGUUUUUUUAUAUGAAUAUGGUGAAAUUGAAAUACGCCUUUACUAAAUAUCAUAAGAUUUCAAAUAUAUAUGCUCUGUAGACUCUCAAAAUUAAUUAACUCUAGGGAAGUUACUGUAAACAUCUGAACCAAAAUUGAUACAAUUAAAAUAGUUUAACACAGAAGAAAUCAUUUAUCUUCUAUUUUCAAAUGACUCUAAAAUAUUGUCUUCGGUUGAUAAUUAAAUCAUAAUAUUUAGGCUUUUAGAUGGUGAUGAAUUGCUUUGCAGCCUAAAAAUAAACUUUGAUCCUCGUGACUUUUUACAAUAUUUUACAGAUGAUGAUAAAUUUUAUUAUACAAAUUUUAAGAAUUAAAUCUAUUUGUGGGAUGUAAAUCAUUUGAUAAAAGAUUAAAAUAUUUCCACUUCGCAGUUAGAAUUAGUUCUAGAAAAUCUUGAUAUUCAAUGUUUUACAAUAUCAAAUUAUGUCAAAUAUUUAGCUAUUGGACUAAACGAUAGUCAAGACAAUAAAAUUUUAAGAUUAGUGGAAUUAAUUUCAAUCGAAACAAUAAAAACUAUUCAAUAUCAUAGCAAAAUCAAUUUAUUAUAAUUUUCUGAUGAUGAUUUGCUUUUGGCAGUAGCUAAUCAAUUAAAUGAAAUAUCAAUUUAUGAAAUAGAUCCAUUUUCUUUAAAGCAUUCUUUUAAAUGCCAUUAAGCAGAAAUAAUCCUCAUGAAAUUCUUCUAUCUAAAAGAACCUGAAUAAAUAGAAAAUAAUAAUGAUGAAUCUGAAAAAAUUGAAUAAUCUGAUAAAAUUGAUAAUCUGGAUGUUUAAUCUGAACAAACAGAAAGGAAAUAAGAAAGUAAAAAGGAUAUAAAUUUAAAAUCAAUUUUAUGUAUUAUUUCAUUUGAUAAAAACUCUUCCAUAUUAAUCAAUUAUUUGAAAAAUUAAGACAGUCAAAAAUAAAAAAUAUAAUUACCAAAUAAUUCUGACCAUUCAAUUUAAAAAGUGUUUUUUAGCAAAGAUAUCGAGAAACUUGUUGUAAUUACUUAAGAUCAAAAUUUAAACUUUGAAUGUACUAUUUAUCAAUAGUCUGAAAAUUAGUAUAAUUAAUUAAAAUCAAUUUAACAAUGUAUAAUUGCUGAUUUUAGUUUUGAUCAAAAUUAUUUAGUUUAUAGUAAUCAAGAAGCAGAGUUAUACUUAUUAAAUUUAUAGAAUUAUUUUUUUUCUUAUAAUUAAGCAAUUAACUUAAAAUAUAAUGAUAAUAGCUCAAGAGACCCUUUUAAUUUUCUCAGUUUGAACUCGGAAAAAUCAAUUUUAUUUUGUGGAAAUAAGGAAUAGAUGUUUUGCUGGAAAUUGUGUAUAGAAGAAGAUAUGGUACAAUUACUAUUGCUCAAGACAAUAAAAUGCAAUAAUUUUGAUUACUCAACAAUGUUUAUAAAAUAGGAAUCUCAAAUCUUUUUUCAAACAAAUAAUACAAUUUAGAAAUUAGAUUUCACAGACGCAAUAGGAAAACUGAAAGCUUGUCUCAUAUAUUACUAAGAGAAAAAUUAAAGAUCUGAAUACUACAUUAAAACUUUAAUUGUGCCUAAAAUUGAAUUUAAAAAUUGUAGUUUUUCUUCAGAUCUUUCAUUAUGUGUUAGUGUAGGAUAAGGUGGACUUUUUGUUGAUAAAUACAGAAGGCACUCAAAUAGAAAGGCAAUAGAAAAUGUAUACUUUAAAUAUUUAAUCUUAUGGAACGUUAAAACCUUAAAAUAUUCUACUUUAUUAGAAACAUACACAUCUAAAGUUUCUAAUAAUUAUGAAACUAUUGAACUUCCGAUAGGCUUUACUGCGAUUGCUGUAUUCUUUCCUAAAUAAAAGAUUAUGGUUUAUAAUAAUGAUGACAAAAUUGAAUUUAGGGAUUGCCAAGAUUUUGACUCUCUAAAAAGAAUUGCAACUAUCAAUAAUGAUAGAAGAAUUCUUAAUUUACUAGUUUCCAAAGAUGAAUAAUUAUUAAUAUCAAUUUGUGAAAUUGGUAUAUUCAAGCUUUGGAAUAUCAGUGAGUUAGAUAAAAUAAUUCUGUCCCGAGUUAUUUACUUUAAUGAAGAAGAAUUAGCUAAGUUUAGAUUUACUAAGGAUAUUUGUUGUUAUAGUCUUCAUAGAGAGGAAGGUGAAAAGUUAUACUAUUUGGAAUAGCUCAAUCUUGCAAGUUCUCCAUCUUUCAGGGCUUUACAAUAAUUUCACAAAUUUGAUGCUUUCUCAAUAAUGUAAUAGUAAACUAUUAUUGCAUUCGGAGGAUCAACUUUAUUUCUUUGGAAUUAUAUCACGGAUGAAAAAAAAGAAGUCGAAGGAAAUUAUAACAAUCACUUUACUUCAGUUGUUUUUAUAAAUAAUAGCGAUCUUCUAGCAGCUGCAAUUGGUAGUGACAUUAAUUUAUUUAAUGUAAAUAGUGAUCCCUUAGGUUUGAAAUUAAAUAAUGAAUUGAAAGGACAUGAAGGGGAAAUAAUAUGCUUAUCUAUCUGUUAAGAUAAUUCAAUUAUAGUAUCUGGUUCCUAAGAUCACACUAUAAGAUUUUGGAGCAUUAAAUAAUCAGCCACUGUUUAAAUUAUUAAAGGCUUUAUUGAAAUUAUUUCAAAAAUAACAUUAUCUCCAAAUGGUAAAGACAUGGCAGUGGCUAUGGAAGAUGGAUCAAUCAGACUCUUUAAACUUAUGUUUCCAAAAGAUAUACAUGAGAUACACUUAGAUCAAAUGAGCAAUUAAGGAGACUACAUCCACUGCUAUAGAAUAUUUGGGAGAGAUAGUUUAAUAUCGGCAAGUAAUUGUAUUUUAUCAGAUACAGUUAUAGAAUAAGAUGGUAAGUCAUUAGAAAUAUUGUUUGAGUAGAAAGGAUCUAAAAUCAUUAGAUUUUGA
Molecule: messenger RNA, 9615 nt
Organism: Paramecium tetraurelia
Lineage: Eukaryota; Ciliophora; Oligohymenophorea; Peniculida; Parameciidae
Exons: 1
Molecular function (GO): protein binding
Source: RefSeq, a predicted model, not a curated record